This is a messenger RNA of Theileria orientalis strain Shintoku, 258 nucleotides long. RefSeq lists its product with no specific name. The record is from RefSeq and is a predicted model, not a curated record. The transcript has a single exon. The coding region runs from base 1 to 258 and encodes 85 amino acids. NCBI's taxonomy places the organism in Eukaryota, Apicomplexa, Aconoidasida, Piroplasmida, Theileriidae.
AUGUUAAACACACAUUUAGAUAAUGAAAAUCCCAUUUUACAUAAACAUUCUAACAAGACUUAUCUACCAACUGACGGUGACGAUGUACCUCUCGGAGAUAGUAAAUAUGACCUAGAACUAGGGGAUUCCUCUAACCUAGGAGUCUAUUACAGCGAUUGUGGACUUCCCAGUAAAACUGGUUCUGAUCUUCUUGAUUAUUCAAACGAUUACGAGUCGUUCGAUGAAGAGGUAUUGGUGAAGGUUGUUUAUAUACUUUAA